AUGCCCGGAACCAAGAAGCUCAAGGCUGGCGGGUCCCAAAAGAAGGCCCCCGCCACCGAGAAGUCCAAAACGACCGCCGAGCCACCUACACAGCUCAUGAAUUUGGUCGAAUCGUUCCUCUCUGAGCACGACUUCACCGACGCCCAUCGCGCAUUCACAAAGCAACGGGCCAAGAAGGGCUGGAAGGGCGGGAAGUCGGGCACCGCUGACGGCCAUUCCUUAAUCGCUGUCUUUAAAACUUGGGAGACAUCCCUUGAGAAUGCCGACUCCGGGAAGGCCAUCAAGGCCGCGGCCAAGAAGACCACCAAGGUCAGCAGCAGCAGGGACAGCAGCGACGAUAGUAGCAGCAGCAGCGAGUCGGAGUCGUCGGACAGCGACAGCGAGGACAAUGCCGACGUUGAUAUGAAGGACGUUAUCGAAGAGUCCUCUAGCUCCGACUCGAGCAGCAGCAGUGAGAGUGACAGCAGCGACAGCGACAGCGAGGACGAGAAAAAGACGGCGAAGUCCGCAGCCGCGCCGAAGCCUGCAGCCAACCCUCUGAAGCGCAAGGCCGUUUCCGAAAGCAGUGACUCGUCUGAUUCCGACUCCGAUUCCGAUUCCAGCUCUGACGAGGAGGCUCCCGCGUCCAAGAAGCAAAAGGUCGCCGCCGCCCCGGUCGCUGCCGAAUCGUCCUCCGAAUCGUCCUCGGACUCUUCCUCUUCAGACUCCGACUCCAGCUCCGACUGUGAAGCCGAGUCUAAGCCAGCCACCAAGAAGACUGCCGCCAAGAAGGAAACUGCCAAAAAGACCACCACCAAGAAAAAGGCUGCCCAGAAAGACGACUCGUCUUCCGAUUCCUCUUCGUCGUCGUCCGAGUCAGACUCGUCCUCGGAGUCUGAAUCCGAAUCCGAAUCGGAAGACGAAGCCGAGGAGGCGGCUAAGGUCCCCCUCCCCGAAUCCGACUCGGACUCCUCCAGCGAUUCCUCGUCUGAUUCCUCCGACUCUGAUUCCGACUCCGACUCAGAGAAGACCAAGACCAAGACUAAGACCAUCAAGCCCACCGCCUCCCCGCCUACCACCGGCUCGGACACCUCAGCCACCCUCGACCGAGCCUCGCCCAAGGUCUUCCCGGUCGACGGCGACGCGCCGCUCCCGCCGGACCCGAGCACGUUCAAGGCCAACAACCGCGGCAGGAACGGCAACGGUGACGGCAACGGCAAGGGGGCCACCCAGCCCUUCUCGCGCAUCGACCGCGGGCUCGAGGUCGACCCCCGCUUCCAGUCCAACGCCUUUGCCGGCCACGACUGGGGCCGCAAGGCCCACGAGGACCUGAUCGUCACGCGCGGCAAGGGCUUCACCAAGGAGAAGAACAAGAAGAAGAAGGGCAGCUACCGCGGCGGGCGCAUCGAUACCUUUGCGGUGGGGGGGAUCAAGUUCGACGACUAA
This is a messenger RNA of Chaetomium fimeti, 1425 nucleotides long. Its product is annotated as SRP40, C-terminal domain-containing protein. The transcript has a single exon. Lineage: Eukaryota; Fungi; Ascomycota; Sordariomycetes; Sordariales; Chaetomiaceae. Bases 1 to 1425 code for a protein of 474 amino acids. The record is from RefSeq and is a predicted model, not a curated record. Gene Ontology annotation, cellular component: nucleoplasm; nucleolus.